UAAUAACAACUUGGCAAUUGUUUUUGUUUUGUGUUUAUUCACUUCAUUGUUCACUUAACUUAUUAAUUAGUUACUAUUGCACACACAUACAACGCACAUACAUAAGCAAAGCAUGUGUGAAAAAUGCGCAUGCGCGGACGCAGAUUAAUACCAAUAGUUUUAUCACUUGUAGUAAUUGUCAUACUGUGCAUAAGUUUUAUAACAAAUCAAUUGCGCGAGAAUGUGCCACAAAGAGAUGCGUAUCUGUUGCACUUGCCGCCCAUUAAGGAAGCAGCAACAGCUGCAACAACAAUAGCCGACGCUGCAGCGCUGAUCCUGCCCAGCGCAGCAACAUCGCCAGGCGCGCUGCUGAAUCUCACUGACUUUAAUUAUCUGCUUGCCAGCGAUGUUUGCAGACGCGCCGAACGCGAGCUGCUGGGUGUGCUUAUUGUAACGAGCUAUGCGGGCCAUGAUUCGCUGCGUGCUGCACAUCGUCAGGCCAUUGCACAAAGCAAACUGGCCGAGCUGGGGCUGCAGCGUGUCUUUCUGCUGGCAGCGCUGCCGGCGCAUGAAAGGUUUAUAACCCAGCAGCAACUUGUUAGCGAACAGCAGCGCUUUGGUGACUUGCUGCAAGGCAGUUUCAUUGAGGACUAUCGCAAUCUAAGCUAUAAGCAUGUCAUGGGACUGCGCUGGGCGGCCACAGAGUGCCAGCAGCAUGCCAAGUUUAUAAUCAAACUGGAUGAUGAUAUUAUCUACGAUGUGUUUCAUCUGCGCAGAUAUUUGGAAACGCUGGAGGUGAGCGAGACUGCCUUGGCCACAAGCAGCGCGCUGCUGGCGGGCUUUGUGCUGGAUGCCAAGCCGCCCAUACGACUGCAGGCGAACAAGUGGUAUGUGACACGCCAGGAGUAUCCACAUGCGCUAUAUCCAUCCUAUUUAUCCGGCUGGCUAUACAUAACCAAUGUGCCCACGGCCGCCAGACUGGUGGCUGAGGCGCAACGCGUGCCCAUCUUUUGGAUUGAUGACACUUGGCUCACGGGCAUUGUGCGCACUCGCCUGGGCAUUCCGCUCAAGCGUCACAACAAUUGGUUCUCGGCCAAUUCGCAGUUCCUCGACUGCUGUGUGCGCGAUUUGAAGCUGCACAACUAUGAGUGCGAAUACUUUGCCGGCCCCAAUGGCGGCGAUGCCAAGCUUUUAAUUGAAUUUCUGCACAACGUGGAGAAAUGUUACUUCGAUGAGUGCCUCAAGCGCCCACCGGGCAAGUCGCUGCAGCAAACGUGCCUGGCCACAGUCAAGUCGCCUGCCCCAGAACAUGGCAUUGCUCACAUACAGCCGCUGCGUCUCAGCUGAUUAUACUCCACCUUAGUUUACAUUUCUUUCUACAUAGCUUUUAACUUUCUAUGUAAUUUACAAAAACCAUAAUUUAUUAUUUAUAGUACACUCAAUGCAACACGAACUCAACUCAACUAACCUG
Molecule: messenger RNA, 1450 nt
Organism: Drosophila busckii
Lineage: Eukaryota; Metazoa; Arthropoda; Insecta; Diptera; Drosophilidae
Product: beta-1,3-galactosyltransferase 5
Exons: 2
Coding region: 124-1326 (400 amino acids)
Cellular component (GO): membrane
Molecular function (GO): hexosyltransferase activity
Source: RefSeq, a predicted model, not a curated record